Exophiala spinifera is the source of this 1851-nucleotide messenger RNA. RefSeq lists its product as uncharacterized. Bases 1 to 1851 code for a protein of 616 amino acids. Lineage: Eukaryota; Fungi; Ascomycota; Eurotiomycetes; Chaetothyriales; Herpotrichiellaceae. Gene Ontology annotation, molecular function: hydrolase activity. Gene Ontology annotation, biological process: nucleotide catabolic process. Gene Ontology annotation, cellular component: cytosol. The transcript has a single exon. The record is from RefSeq and is a predicted model, not a curated record.
AUGCUGCUCAGCUCGAUAUUCGUGCUCACCUCCUUGUUACGCCCGAUUGCAGGCUGUGAGGACCAUGACUGGACUUCUCCUGUUCUUGGAGGCUAUGUGGAUCAUGGUUUGAUGAGAAGACACGACCUGGCAAAACGAAUCCAGCCAACGGCGCUGAAGACGCCGGUGCAGCAGAUCAGAGACUUACACUGGGGUCAGCUCAACUUCCUCCACACCACCGAUACUCACGGAUGGCUGGCGGGCCAUUUGCUGGAUGAAAACUACAGUGCCGACUACGGCGACUUUGCCGACUUUGUUCAGAAGAUGAAGGCCAAAGCAGAUCGUCUUGGAGUUGACCUGCUUCUGAUCGAUUCAGGCGACUUGCACGAUGGGACCGGGUUUAGUGAUAUCACGACCCCCGAUGGGAAGCUGACUCUUCCUAUCUUCAAGAGGCUGCCGUAUGAUCUUCUGUCGAUAGGCAACCACGAGCUCUACACGACGUCUACCGCAAAUGACACCUACCACAAUUUCGCACAGUCCUGGGGAGGGCGGUAUCUUACGUCGAACGUCGAAUUCAACGACACGGGGGUGCUCAAGCCCUUUUCCCAGCGUUACGCAUACUGGGAAACCAAGCAGGGGAUCCGUAUCAUGGCAUUCGCCUUCAUCUUCAACUUUACUGGAAACAGCGAUGCCACGGUUGUGACGCCGGUCGGCACCGCCGUCAAACAGUCCUGGUUCCAAGAACAAGUCAAACGCACCGACAUUGACAUGUUUCUCGUAGCCGGCCACAUCACUCUCCGCGGGUCAACCGAAUGGGACCUGAUCUACUCGGCGAUCCGCGCACAUCAUCCCACGAUACCCAUCUCCAUCUUCGGGGGUCACAAGCAUGUCCGGGACUCGGUCAUAUUCGACGCCAACGCAGUGGGAAUCGCCUCAGGCCGCUACUGUGAGACGGUGGGUUGGCUCAGCAUCGACGGCCUACCACCGUCGGUCACGAAGGCGAAAUCGCCUAACCUGGGCGGCAAUGCCACAAAAAUCACGGCCAAACCCAGUUCGAUCCCGGGCGUCACGCCGAACAACCACUCCGACCUGUCCUACACCAGGCAAUACCUCGACUUCAACCGGUUCUCUUUUGAGCACCACACCGGCACGACGGAAGCGACGUUCAACAGCAGCCUCGGAGUCAACAUCAGCGAAAAGAUCACCGCCGACGUCGACAGUCUGCCCGCCCUGACGACCAAACUCGGCUGCGCCCCGGACAACUACUAUCUAUCUCGCUACCCGAUCACGUCCAACCAGUCCCUGUUCCACUACUUGACGACGGUCGUGUUUCCCAAGGUGGUCGUGUCCGCGGAGCGAGCCAACGUGAGCCGCGUCAUCCUCACCAACACGGGCGGGUUCCGCUACGACCUUCUCAAGGGCCCCUUCACCAUCGACAACGCCUACCAGACGAACCCGUACGAGAACUACUGGCUGCGCAUGACGGCCCCGUGGUCCGUCGCCAAGAACCUCCUGGUGAACAUGCAAACCGACAAGGUGUACAAGCGUGACGUCGACAACGACGGGAAUGGCACCGCGACAGUCAAGAUCGCGGGCUACGUGACCCACGACGACUUUGGUUCUGACGGCGACAACAUCGUGCACAUCGACCAGGGCUCCGCAACUGUACCGCACUACGUCCAGGCCAACGUGUCCGUAGACGGCAUCAGUGACGACACCCUGGUCGACGUGUACGGGACGAGUUUCUUCACCGCGGCAGCCGCCAAGUACCUCACUGGGAACACGACCGAUUGGAUAAGGGUGGAUGGGAACUUCAGUAGUUUCGAUACCUUGCCCAGGAUGGCCAAGCAGUUUUGGUCAAAAGAUUGCUGA